Molecule: messenger RNA, 591 nt
Organism: Bursaphelenchus okinawaensis
Lineage: Eukaryota; Metazoa; Nematoda; Chromadorea; Rhabditida; Aphelenchoididae
Source: the annotation of a GenBank genome assembly
AUGAGUGAUAUAACCAAGAAAGCCGUGGUUAUCUUCGCCAUCUGUUAUCAUAUCACUAUGACAGUUGGUACUCUAGUGGUACUUAACUAUGUGUAUGUACCAGACAAAACACUGGUCGAUAAGUUGGUCGAUACUUCUUUGUACAACGUGGUAGAUACUGUUGAUGGAGUCUUCUUUGGCUACGUACCUACAGUAACAUGGCCAUUAUAUUCGUUUGUCAUCUUUACAGUAUUCCUACCGUCUACUUUCCUCUUCAUUGGCCUUACCGUAUACACACUAUACUCACUUCAUCGUGUACUAGUCACAACACACAGUAGCAAGUCCAGAUUCAGAUGGAACACAGCACUAAUGCUAGCGUCACGUACUAUGAAUCCCGUUAUGUUACUCAUCAUACCAUUAGUCGUAUGUACUUAUAUGAUUUUCAUGGAUCAUCGUAUGUUUAAUGCUGGAUUAGUGUGUGCUGCUUUGUGGGCCGUGCAUGGAUUGGUCAAUGCUAUAGCUACCAUCUCGGUGUUUCAACCAUAUCGACAUGUUGUUAAGAGAACAUUCUGCAAAGCGUUGUACAAGGAGAACUAUGUGUCGAGCAGGUAA